This is a messenger RNA of Drosophila erecta, 570 nucleotides long. RefSeq lists its product as uncharacterized. The record is from RefSeq and is a predicted model, not a curated record. The coding region runs from base 160 to 369 and encodes 69 amino acids. The transcript has a single exon. NCBI's taxonomy places the organism in Eukaryota, Metazoa, Arthropoda, Insecta, Diptera, Drosophilidae.
GUCGGUUCCGAAAACCUGAUUGAUAAGCCAAGCGUCUGAGAACGGCAAGAACCGAUCAGCCGGCGAUAUGCAUAUAAAUAGACUGGUCACUGGCAGCACUUGCAGUUCAGUACUGGAAGCGGAGCACUCACACUCCUCACACACUAAUCCUUGCAAGCCAUGUCCGUCCGAGGAGUCAUCCAUUGCCUUAUGGUCGCCCUGCUCCUCCUCCUGGUCGUCGUGUCCGGAUCCCCGGCCCGUGGAUACUAUCAAUCGCCGACGCGUGGCGGUCGCAGCUACAAGGACAUCGCCAAAGUCGUCAAUCCCAAUCAGUACGCCUUUCCCGGAUCCCGCAUUUAUCCUGCUCAACCCUUCUGGCCAUCGGGAUAGGGCUGGCAUGGUUAACUUUAUAUUAAGAGACUGAAAAGACUUGAUUAACUGCUGCUAAAGCAAUUAGCUACACAAUGAACUGUCACAUCUUGUACCGGAAAAUAUUUAAUAGGAUUAAGCUGAAGCUUAGUAACAUGAACAGUGUGGCAAAGACCAUUCCAAUGGAAUGUUAUGUUAAUUAAAAAUGUCAUAAAACUCGAA